UGUGACUGCCCCCUUUUCACGCACCUGUUGGAAGCGGCCGUCAGAGAAAGCAAUCUGAAGAUGUAAUUUGUAGACAUCACAAUGGAAUUCUGCAUCACACAAAGCUGGAAUGGCGGAAGUAUAAACCAUGCACCGGUUAAAGUAAAAAUAGCACCAAAUUCUACAAGUGAUCUGAAGCUUUCAGUUUACGCACCGUAUUUCGGAGAUCCACCAGCACCUGAUGGACCCAGUGGUUUACCCUUUCCUCAACUGUGGGAUUAUGAAGUUGUCGAAUUAUUUCUCCUCAAUGAUGACGACAGAUACAUCGAAGUGGAAUUAUGCCCGCAUGGACAACAUCUCGUGUUGCUGUUAAAUGGAAUACGAAAUAUUGUGAAGGAUGAAUUGUCAAUUCAAUAUAAGGCCUCCAUUGAAGGGAGCAGGUGGUCCGGAGAGUCUCUACUUCCCCUAGAAUAUUUACCACCGAAUGUGAACCGAAUGAAUGCAUUUGCUAUUCAUGGCUCUGAAAAUAAUCGAGUUUAUGAAGCUCUUCAUCCGGCGAAUACAUCAUUCCCUGAUCCCGACUUUCACCGACUAGAGUUCUUUCAACCUAUAAACAUGUCAUUUAUACCGGGAUAUAAUCCAUCAACAGUAACACAAACGUGGAAGAAUAUUCUAGAAAAAUAGUUAUUAAAAGAUAAAUCACAAAA
This is a messenger RNA of Patella vulgata (common limpet), 686 nucleotides long. Its product is annotated as UPF0462 protein C4orf33 homolog. The record is from RefSeq and is a predicted model, not a curated record. The transcript has 6 exons. Lineage: Eukaryota; Metazoa; Mollusca; Gastropoda; Patellidae. Bases 82 to 663 code for a protein of 193 amino acids.